AAAACCAGGCCAGGAAAACCUCUCACCUCACAAACAAGUCCCCCAACUCUCCAAGUCCAACCCCACGACCAUGGCGACCAAGCAGAGCCUCCUCGCCGCCGCAGCCGUCUGUCUCCUCCUCCUCCUCCCCCUCCCGGCAGCCUACGCCGUCACCGAUGUCGAGUACUGCAAUAAGGGCAAAAACUACCCGGUGAAGGUGAGCGGCGUGGAGAUCGUGCCUGAUCCGGUCGAGCGCGGCGUGCCGGCCACCUUCAAGAUCUCCGCUACAACAGAUAAAAACAUCACCGAGGGGAAGCUGGUUAUUGAUGUUAAAUAUUGGAUCUUCAAUGUUUACUCUGAAACGGAUGACAUCUGUACGAAGACCCAAUGCCCGGCAACUUCUGAUUUUGAGCUAUCUCACUCGCAAACCUUACCAUCAAUCACUCCACCAGGUUCUUACACCAUUCAGAUGAAGAUGCUCGGAAAGCACGAUGAGGAAUUGAGCUGCAUCUCCUUCGGGUUCAACAUUGGCUUCCUUGCGCCGGUUGCCUUGAGUUGAAGGCAUGCACGGGUUGCAUGCGGAACUACACACUUGUGGAUUGUAACUCUAGAAACCUCUUUAUCCUAGUAUAUGUUUUCUGUGUAACACUCGUCGGUGCCGCAACACUUUGUGUUCGACUAAGAAGUUUUUAUCAAGAGUUGAACAUCACAAUAAAAUGAAAAUCUGGUGUAAUGAGACAUGGAACCGUGUUAGUUUCUGAGAACAUCAGCUCUGGGCGCUCAGAGAAAAUUCUGUAUUAGUUACUAGUAGUACAUUUUAUGUUGUCUUCUUCAAGAAUUAUGUCGGUUGUUGCAGUACCAGGCGACUGAACACUCA
Molecule: messenger RNA, 856 nt
Organism: Triticum dicoccoides
Lineage: Eukaryota; Viridiplantae; Streptophyta; Magnoliopsida; Poales; Poaceae
Product: MD-2-related lipid-recognition protein ROSY1-like
Exons: 4
Coding region: 71-538 (155 amino acids)
Biological process (GO): intracellular sterol transport
Molecular function (GO): sterol binding
Source: RefSeq, a predicted model, not a curated record